Molecule: messenger RNA, 1821 nt
Organism: Medioppia subpectinata
Lineage: Eukaryota; Metazoa; Arthropoda; Arachnida; Sarcoptiformes; Oppiidae
Source: the annotation of a GenBank genome assembly
AUGAGCCACGUUUGUGUGGACACAAGUAGUGAUGUCUUCGUGAGUGUUGUCUUCACAUUCUUCUGGAUGUCAUCGAGUGAUAGUCUUCCGAAGACUUAUCAGUCAAUUGUAGAGUCGUUUGUCGCCCACCAAAAGCCGUAUAAAUGCCAUUAUAGUGAAUGCAAUAAAACAUUCGCCACUCAAUGCCGAUUGAAUGCACACAAAGACCGCAGACAUGCCGUCGAAGACAUCACUCCUCGGGAACCGAUUGUUAGCUCAACCGAUGCCAGAGACCAGUCGACGACAGGCGCAGAUGACGGCCAACAGCGGCAGCCAAUGGCCACUACGGCUGUCCCACCAAUGGUGCCGACAAUCACAUCCACUUUCAGUCCCGACAGCCAAUCGCUGGACAACACGUGCGAUGACGAUUCAGACACUAAUAUCGAAAUCGUGGCCACAAUACCGGCGGUAAACACCGGCCAAACACUCGGUGACCAACAAAUGGCGAACACUUCACUCGUGGACAACAAUCCGUGCCUUAAGUACUUAACAUUAAUACAAAUACUGGCCACUCGUCGCCCACGACUGUCCUAUCGGUGCAGUCAAUCACUGUCACUAACUCUAGACUCUAGUGGUUUGGACUCUGAUCUCAAAGUUAUAGCUGCAAUACCGGAGCCUAAAAGCACAGCUGAUAUAAAGCCACUGGCAAUCCAGUCGGCGGCCGCAGAGACACCCAUUCAGACAUUUUCCAUGGACACUACAGUGGCUGACGUUAGACCAGUACAGCCCACGACUGUCCCACCGGUGCAGUCAAUCACUGAUCCAAACAACAGUGAUCUAAAACCUGAUCUCAAAGUACUAGUUGUCAAACCGCAGCCAAAACACACCGUCGAUACAAAGCCAGUGCCGACCACUGGACACACAUUAGACCAGAAAUAUAUUGAGAUUUCCGAUACGAGUAGUGAUGAAAACAGUGGACUUGAAAUAGUGGCUGAGUAUCGGCGCGACAAUUGCUGCCACUCAUUGACCGGACAUACGGCUGACGGCCAGCAAUUAGCUGAGUCUAAAGUGGCCGUCAGUUCAGAUAUCAAGAUAGAGAGCCAAACAGUGACACCGGCGGACACAAAGCCAGCGAUUGUCUAUCGGGCGCAUCCGUGCGGUCGAUGCACGCAAUUGUUUGAUACGGUCGACCAAUUGGCGGACCAUAAGCUGACGUGUCGGCGGUGCCCGAUGUGUGACAUAAUGUUUGCCAACGGGUUUCUGCGCGCACAGCAUAUGGCCGCUCAUCACCGGAAACGCAAACCACCGAAACGGGUCAGAAAACCGGCAAAACUGGUCAGCAAACCGACACAACCGGUCCGCAGACCAACCAGACGGUUGCCCAAAACGAAACCGAUAAGGUUUUUAUGCAAACAGUGUCCGAUGCGCUACACGUCGGCCGUAUGGUUCGCCAAACACAAGGCCCGCGUCCACCCACACCCCCGCCGCCGGCCUAAACUUAAACGCUGUCGGGGGUGCAAAAAGCGGUUUCUAAACGCGCCCGAACUCUACAAACACAUGGUGUGUGUCCACCCGGAGCUGCUCUACCCGUGCGAUCUGUGCCAACGCAAGCCGUUUAAGAAACUGCCGCAACUGAUUGGCCAUCAAUACAGAGUCCACUCGCAGCCGAUGCCCAACCCGUUUACGUGCGAUGAGUGCGACAAACAGUUUCUCAAAGCUAAACACCUGUUCCGUCACAAGAAGUCCGUCCACUCAAUGGUAUUUCCGAAGUGCAAAAAGUGCAGCAAAUGUUUCGCCACUUCCAUGGGUUUGAAAGCGCAUAAGAGGGCUAAAAAGCAUUGA